UGUUUUUGUUACACUAUUCUUAUUUCAGAGAUGUUAUAUCAUAUUUUAAAUUAUUCUCAGUUAUACCUACAAAAUACCAUAUAUUUACAUUGAUAAUUUUUACACUUCAAAAUUCUCGUAGUGGAGUGGACAUGUAAAUAUAUCUUUGUAGAAUUUUAAAUAUUGUUUAAAAAAAAUACUUUAUUUUAUACUUGGCUAAAAAAAAAUCCUUCCUGAUUUUAUCACAAUUAAUGGAUUAUAGGGUUAACCAACAUAUACCAGGAACAAAUCUGAGAUAAUAAUAGUACAUCUUAAUAAGACAUUAACAUUUUGUAUUAAUGUAAGUAAAAACAUAAAAUUAAUAGAAAGUAGAUGUAUUAAAUUAUUAAUUACUUUUCUUCCAGAUCUCUGUUGAAUGGUGCUCUAUAAUCUACCUAUCACAAUCAGAGUUCUCUAAUAGAUGAAGAGUUUCUCAUCCAAUCAGAACCACUACCGUAUCACCAUCGUAUGUCCAAGUUCAGGGAUGAGAAACCUUUUUGGAUAAGAAAGCCACACAAUAGGCCUUCACAAAAGACCCUUUUCUGCGGCUGCAUCUCAUCUCUGCCUUGAAUCAGUCGAACAUUCACAGCUUUUAAGAUGUGCAACCACAUUUCAAAGUAUAAAGCACACUGAUAAAAGCUUUUCUUUUCCUGCCGCCUCAGAAAGUUUACCAAAGACGCGAGGCGUCUCCACAGUGUGCUCAUUUUUUUCUUCCUAUAGAAGUCCUUUCAAACCCAGGGUUGCAAUGGGGAUUUUUGAAGGGGCUUUAAAAGGCUUUCAGCUUGGAGGCCGAUCAUUUCAUGAACCUCCCGGGAACAUCAGCAUCUAUUUCAGGAGCCGAAAGCUGGUUGAAAAUGUCGGAAACCAAGGAUUUAUUGCUGUUGCCCCACAGUACCUGAGCAAGCGACAGAGACAUCGACACUGUCAACGCUCAGAUCAAACUAUGAUCUUCAGCAAGGACACUGUCCAAUCCUUGAGAUCUAAAGGACGGACAAAAAAUGCAGAAACAAGUUCCUCUGUUCCAGAAAACUCUGGACAGCAGCUGUUUCAUAUAAGCUCUUUGACGACGAGGUUUGGCGAAACUUACAGUUACGUUGCAAACCACAUCAACUCUGCGUUUUCUCAAGUCUCUGCGAAGGUUCAAAAACAGGAGACUUUUGAAACAGAGUGGAAAAACAGAAAGAGAAAAUCACAGAACAUCAGUGAUCUGUCUCACGUGAAACUGAAUAAUGAAGGCACAGGAGAUCAACCCAAAAAUGUCUCCAGCAGCUGGGAAGAGGGAUACCUUCUAUUAGCAAGACACAUUAAUAAUUACUUCGGUGCCAAAGCUACAUAUGAAGUCCAGAAAAAGGGAAACAAGCAACUCCAGAGCUAUGAGAAACAAUUAUCGACUAAAUCCAACUUACAAACCGGCACCAACAAUUUACAACAAAAGCCUGUUGUCCCUGAACUUGACAGGCAAAUCCACAGCACUCCAAACCCAACCAACAGUUUACAGACCUGGAAUCAAAUCAGUGAGCGUCAGCUGAAAAACAAUUCAGAGGAAAGUUUUCAGGAAGUGGAUCCGAGAAGCAUGAAAACUUCUACCACAUUAAAGAAUCUGUCCUUUGUUGAAUACAUUCGCCACUCCACAACUUCCAUUCCAGAUCUGUUGGGAACUUUUCUUAAAACGGACAGUUCAGCUCAGACUAUUAAGCCAAAAACAGCUAUGACCUCACAAGAGUCAACAUGCAAGAAAACGCUUGCAGUGAGUCCCAGACAAGCACAGGAAACAACCCGGCAGCUGAUCAUGAGUCUGAGACUCGCUUCCUCUAUAGAAGCUCUCACUGCCUCUUUAGAGGCACUCAAUCAACACCUCAUCCUCUUCCCAUCAUGCAAAGGUUUUGUCUGGCAGGAGAAAGCUACAAUCACACUGUUGAGACACAGACGAAUCUACAAACAAGACGGGAGACUUCAGGCUGCUCUGAGAGAAACCUGUGCUCUCAUCGGUUUGGUGGAUCCAGUACAAAGUCGUGGCAUCAGAGUACUUUCCAUUGAUGGAGGUGGCACACGAGGAGUGAUUCCUCUGGAAGUCUUAAAGAUGCUGGAAGAUAAAACUGGUAAAAAGGUCCACCAGCUGUUUGACUACAUCUGUGGAGUGAGCACAGGAGCCAUUCUGGCCUUCAUGUUAGGUCUGGCCCGGUUUUCUCUGGAGGAAUGUGCCGACAUGUAUCGGGAAUUCAGCACUAAAGUCUUUCAGCAAAACCGACUGGUGGGCACAAUGAAGAUGGGCUGGAGUCACUCGUACUACAACUCUGAAACCUGGGAGAGAAUACUGAAAAAGCAGCUUGGCAACAGAGUCCUUAUUAAAACAUCCAGAGAUCAACAGAGUCCCAAGGUUUCCGCUGUCAGUGCAGUGGUCAAUUGGGGUGUCAGCCCAAAAGCUUUUGUGUUUCGUAAUUAUAACCAUAAACCGGGCUCUCUGAGUCGCUACGCCGGAAGCUCCAGCCACCAGAUGUGGGAGGCAGUUCGGGCAUCUUCAGCUGCUCCCGGAUACUUCCAGGAGUUCACCUUAGAAAGCAACAUUCACCAGGAUGGAGGAAUUAUCAUGAACAAUCCCUGUGCCUUGGCUGUGCAUGAGAGCCGUUUGUUAUGGCCAAAACAUCCUUUCGAGUGUGUGCUGUCCCUUGGCACUGGUCGCUAUGACAACACUAAGAGAAUGCCUGCCACUUCCACAAGCCUAAAAGCUAAAAUCACUAAUUUGAUCAGCAGUGCCACUGACACUGAAGGGGUCCACACUCUCCUGGACGACCUUUUGGCCCCGAAUGUCUACUUCCGCUUCAACCCCAUGUUGAGCGCAGAGGUGUCACUGGACGAGAACCGACCGGGGGCCCUGGAGAAGCUGCAAAGAGACACCCAGAACUACCUGGAGAGAAAUCAGCACAAAGCAGCCAAGCUCUGCCUGGUUCUCGGGCGUGAGCGCUCCUCAGCCGAUCGGGCUGUUUGCUGGGUGAAGGAGAAAUCUUGGGAAGUAAGACAUAGACUGAUGUAAGCCAACAAAUGCUGUACAUUCACACAGGGUGCAUAUUUUGCAGAACCUCCUUCAGGUAGUACAACAAAAACAGAAGAAAACUGCAAACAUAUUUCAUAAAUUACUUUUUUUUCAAGAAAGCUUAAUGGUACUUGAGACAUCCAAAUCACAGGAAACACCCCUGCUUGUUUAUCUGCUUAUUAGGUGGCCUCGACACAGUGGUAGAGUGGUCGACCUCUAAACUGAGGAUCACAGGUUCAAUUCCCCCAUUAUCUGCCCAUGUGUCAAAGUGUAUUUGGGCAAGACACUGAACCCUACAUUGCAUCUGGUGAUUAAGAGUCAGCACCAGAGUUCAGUAGCACAUCAGAGUGUGUUCAUGUGUACACGGAUGAAAGGUCCUAAAUGACUGUAAAGCGCUUUAGAGCUUAUAGGCUGUAAAUAUACACUUUUUACCAUUUUGAUGGGUCCUUUCAGAAUAAAAGAAGUUGACAUCAGCUGAAGCAUCUGCACACAACACUGAGAUGCCACGUAACACAAAUAUCCAGUGCUUGUUGAAUUUGAUGGUGUCUUUAAGCAAAAGAAAACACACACGCUGUGUGGUAAUAUGUGUUCUAUUGCACUUUAUCAGAAAAGUUUAUUUCCGGUUUGAUGUAUUUAUCUCUGAAUUCGACAUUUUUUUAUUUUUUCAUUGUUGAAUAAAUUAUGUUUACUAUUUC
Oryzias melastigma (Indian medaka) is the source of this 3744-nucleotide messenger RNA. Its product is annotated as calcium-independent phospholipase A2-gamma. The record is from RefSeq and is a predicted model, not a curated record. The transcript is spliced from 8 exons. The coding region runs from base 764 to 3049 and encodes 761 amino acids. Gene Ontology annotation, biological process: arachidonate metabolic process. Gene Ontology annotation, cellular component: membrane. Lineage: Eukaryota; Metazoa; Chordata; Actinopteri; Beloniformes; Adrianichthyidae.